Molecule: messenger RNA, 2151 nt
Organism: Protobothrops mucrosquamatus (brown spotted pit viper)
Lineage: Eukaryota; Metazoa; Chordata; Lepidosauria; Squamata; Viperidae
Product: calcium/calmodulin-dependent protein kinase type 1D
Exons: 8
Coding region: 1-933 (310 amino acids)
Biological process (GO): peptidyl-serine phosphorylation
Cellular component (GO): intracellular anatomical structure
Molecular function (GO): calcium/calmodulin-dependent protein kinase activity; ATP binding; calmodulin binding
Source: RefSeq, a predicted model, not a curated record
AUGAGGUCUGUUAAAAUCUUGCUGUAUCUGGUGAUGUUUUUCAGAGUGUCUGGAGGUGAGCUAUUUGACCGCAUCGUGGAGAAAGGAUUUUAUACUGAAAAGGAUGCAAGUACUCUGAUACGACAAGUCUUGGACGCUGUCUACUAUCUUCACCGGAUGGGCAUUGUUCACAGAGAUCUCAAGCCUGAAAACCUCUUAUACUACAGCCAGGAUGAAGACUCUAAAAUCAUGAUCAGUGAUUUCGGAUUGUCCAAAAUGGAGGGGAAAGGGGAUGUCAUGUCCACUGCCUGUGGUACCCCUGGAUACGUUGCUCCCGAAGUCCUUGCCCAGAAACCAUACAGCAAAGCAGUGGACUGCUGGUCCAUUGGAGUGAUUGCGUAUAUUCUGCUCUGCGGCUACCCUCCGUUCUACGACGAAAACGACUCCAAGCUGUUUGAGCAAAUUCUGAAAGCAGAAUAUGAAUUUGACUCUCCCUAUUGGGAUGAUAUCUCUGAAUCUGCUAAAGAUUUUAUUCGGAACUUGAUGGAGAAAGACCCCAAUAAAAGAUAUACCUGUGAACAGGCAGCCCGACAUCCAUGGAUCGCCGGUGACACAGCCCUCAGCAAAAAUAUCCAUGAGUCCGUCAGCGCCCAGAUUCGCAAGAACUUUGCAAAAAGCAAAUGGAGACAAGCUUUUAACGCCACAGCCGUGGUUAGACACAUGCGACGGUUACAUCUUGGCAAUAGUUUGGACAGCGGUUCAAACAUUAGCGUAUCAAACAACCUUAGUCUCGCCAAUCCGCUCCCAGAUGGCACAUCCAGAAAAGAGUGUAUGAACUCGUCUGCUCUCUGUAGUUUUCCUUCUUCAGCUUCAACUGGCAUUUCUGCUGUGGGAGAGAAGAGGCCCAGACAGACCACGAUAACCACAACCACAAUACACACAGGGACCAAGUGAUCCAGGUCACCCUGUGAUCCCACCCACAGGGAAGUUGUCAGAGAUGGGAGAAAAAAUCCCCGGUGCCCAGGCAGGAAAUGGAAACCUUCUCCCAGGUGAUUUCAUCCUGCAUUGCAAAACACAUCGAAGCAUUAGAAGAAUAGAAGGAUUUUUUAAAAAAACACACACACACAAAAAAUAAAUGGCCAUAUUUUAUACCGCCAUUCAGAAAAGUGGCAUUCAUCGCGAGCGGCAGUGACCUCUGGAGGAUGGGGAAGAGAGUGGCACCUGAUUCUGGCUCCAGGAAUCCAAAAUGUUCUGACUCAGUUGGACCUGUGUUGGUUCCUCAAUGAUUUAACUCUGUUCACACAGCGUUGAUAUCCAUACCUGCUUUGGUUUUCCUUAACAAAAUAGCGCAACUGGAUUAUUUAGAGUAAUUUCAAAUGGUUGUGUUUUUGCUUUUGUUUCGUUUCUUUGUUUUUUUCAGCUUUCGGGGGGGUUUAUUCUCGUGUUUUUUUUUUCAGAAGUAGAGAAUACAAAGAAGUUUGCAUUAAUCUUUCAAAUCAGGAAGGCUGUUGUGGCCUGUUUUAUAUGUAUAUAUGCAUAUACAUUAUAUAUAUACAUAUUUUUUCUUAACUCCAUAACUUUGGACUGCAGACUUGCCUGGAUCUUGCAGUGACGUUGAAAAUGAACAGCUUUCGGCACGGUAUCUUGUCAAGAAAACGGGAACAAGUUCUCGUUUCCUUCCAGUCCCACGGAAGGGGGUUGAAUUUCAGAAUAGGGUGCUGUGCUAACCCCUGAAAUAAUACAUUUAUUUUCUGUUUGCAUUCACACCAGACCCAUCUCUAUGGGCUCCAAAAUGGGGCUUGAAGAAUUUCCCUGGGUUUUUUAUUUUUUCCCCUUUUCAAUUGAACUGAGGGGGGAAGGAAAGCCCCUACAAAAAUUUUAUUAUGGCCAAAGACCAGCAUAUUCCAAAGGAUAUGGCAGUAUAAAAUGACAGCAUAAAAAGCAAAGAAUGAAACAGGACGGAGGAACUGGAGAAGUUCACAAACACAUCAGAAUAGACACGUCAGGAAAUAAAUGUCCUGUAAAAGGCUUCAGUAUGAUUCUUUCUAGUAAAAUGUGGAAUGGUUUGUUUUAAAUUGAAUCUCCCAAGCAAAGGAGCUGGAUAGCCUUCACCCAAACCAAAUGUCAUUUUUGCCCCCAUGAAUAUAGCAAUUAGAAAAAGGGUGGGUUUUU